Messenger RNA from Rodentolepis nana, 1200 nucleotides. NCBI's taxonomy places the organism in Eukaryota, Metazoa, Platyhelminthes, Cestoda, Cyclophyllidea, Hymenolepididae. The record is from the annotation of a GenBank genome assembly.
AUGCCUAUUGUCGGUUUUACAAUUAAGGAGAUUCUUGACUUUCCAGAUUCACCACCUCCGGUUCGUGUGUCUUCUAACUUGGAAAGGGAGAUUGUUAUAAACGCCAACUCCACAACUCCAGCAAGAGAAAGAGCACGGCCUGGCGGUGACAAGUAUUCAGUGAGGAAACAGUCGUCUCAAACGGACAGUGGGUUUGAAACGGCAAGCUCCGCAAUUCAAGAAGGUCAAUCGCCAGACAGUGAAGAAAACACGUCGCCAAUUGUUGGGGGUCGUCACAUUGAUUCAACGCCCACGUCAUCUCGAGAGAGGUCCCUGAAUAGAGCACCAAUUUCUUCUUCCACACCUCUCAACAAUGCUAAUGCACAACAUCUCUCCGAGGCUGUUGAGGCUCCGGUGUCAAGUGUACUUAGAGGGGGAAGAGGGAAUUCGAAUAGGAAAGUGCACGAGUGUACCUACUGCCAAAAACGAUUUGAUAGGCCAUCUCUUCUCAUUAGACAUGUACGCAUUCACACUGGCGAGAGACCAUUCGCGUGCUCACAUUGCAGUAGUCGCUUCACCACCAAGGGUGCAUUGGUGGACCACGAACGCAUACACACUAAGGAGAGACCGUACACAUGUGAAUACUGUGGCAAGACAUUCCAUGCUGCUUCCAACUGCUGCAAUCACGUACUCAAUCAUACAUGCACCGAGUGUGGAGAAGGUUUCUUGACACCGGGUCAUCUCCGACGCCACAUGUACAGUCACAAUGGCAACUUCCCCUUUGUUUGUCAAGUUUGUCACAGAGGCUACCCCACCGAGUCUCGAUUGAGGAGUCAUGAGUAUGUUCACACCGAGAAGCCCUACAAAUGUCACUCUUGCCCAAGUGCCUUCACUACCAAGGCCUCACUUAAGGUUCACAUCAGACGCAAACAUGGUGAGUUUCCCAUGCAUUCGAGCAUUUCCCAACACUCUGAAGGCAGAGAAGGCGAGUCCUCCAAUACCCCACCUACCUCGAUGCGUGUGCUCCGACCAAGUGAACCAAGUCCACCACACGCCAACUUCAGAACAGAUGACCCCACUGAUGGCACCAACACCAACCAACCUCCAAUCCAAAUGGCUCCGUUUACCCACUCGCACAUCAACUCACCCACUGCGUCUCCACCUCAAAUCGCCUCUCAGCCUAUUCCCUCUCAAGAAGACGAAGAAGAAGAAAAAAAUUGA